UCCCCUGAAUUUAGCCGGCUAAGCGAAAAUCCUGCUUCGUAGUAUACCCCCCGGGAUAUCUUAAUACAAACAGACUCAGGUUAAACAUUUCAACUUCACCAUUUCCUGAGAUGUCCGUUUAGCUGAAGUAUGACUCGUCGAGUGGCAGUGAUUGGAGGAGGGAGUUCAGGUCUGGCCUGUAUCAAGAGCUGUCUGGAUGAGGGGCUGGAGCCUGUCUGCUAUGAAAGCAGCGAUGACAUUGGUGGUCUGUGGAAAUUUAAGGAGAACCCAGAGCCAGACAGGGCCAGCAUCUACCACUCUGUCAUCAUCAACACCUCCAAGGAGAUGAUGUGUUUCAGUGACUUCCCCAUCCCUGCACACUUCCCCAACUACAUGCACAACUCCCUCAUCAUGGACUACUUUCGGAUGUUUGCUGACCACUUCCAUCUCACCAAGCACAUACGCUUCAAUACCAAAGUAUUGCAGGUGAGGCAGAGAUCUGAUUUCUCUCAUUCAGGCCAGUGGGAUGUUGAGACGGAGAACAAGGAUGGCAAAAUGGAGAAACACAUUUUUGAUGCUGUGAUGAUCUGUAUUGGACAUCACUGCCACCCCAACUUGCCGCUACAUGACUUCCCAGGGAUUGACACUUUCAAGGGAACGUAUUUCCACAGCAGAGACUACAAGACCCCUGAGGAGUGGAGGAAUAAAAAGGCUGUAGUUAUUGGAAUAGGAAACUCUGGAGGAGACAUCGCCGUGGAACUUAGCAGAGUCGCCAAGCAGGUAUAUCUGAGCACUCGGAGGGGAGCUUGGAUUGCAAAUCGAGUUGCAGACAAUGGUCUUCCCCGUGAUAUGCUGUACAGCAGAAUGACAAAUGUUUUGCGCCGAAUGCUUCCCUUUGGAUUAACCUGCAGCAUGGCUGAGAGGAAACUUGACAACAGAUUUGAUCACAGUUUGUACAAUUUGAAGCCAAAGCACAGGUUGUUCAGCCAACAUCCCACAGCGAAUGAUGAGCUUCCCAACCGCAUCCUUUCUGGAACAGUUCAGGUGAAAUCCAACAUCCGUAGGUUUCAGGGGUCCAGUGUGGAGUUUGAGAAGGGAAGUGUUGUGGAAGAUGUCGACUUGGUGGUGUUUGCCACAGGUUACAGGUUUUCCUUUCCAUUCCUGGCCUCCCAUGUGACCUCAGUUUCUGGGAACAAAGCAUCUCUGUACAAGUAUGUGUUUCCUCCUGAGUUGGAACGCCCCACUCUGGCUAUCAUUGGUCUAGUGCAGCCACUGGGAGCCAUUAUGCCCAUAUCUGAGAUGCAGGCCAGAUGGGCCACGCGUGUCUUUAAAGGCUGCACCAAGCUUCCCCCAGUGGCUUCCAUGCUGAAAGAUGUCCAGUGCAAGCAGGAAACAAUGGCUAAAAGGUAUGUCCCCAGUCAGAGACACACUAUCCAGGUCGACUAUCUCAACUACAUGGAUGAGAUCGCAGGACUGUUGGGGGUUCGACCCAACAUCCCCAGGCUGCUGCUGACUGAUCCCAGGCUGGGAUUGAAGGUGCUGUUCGGACCCGGUACUCCGUACCAGUAUCGUCUCAAAGGGCCAGGGAAAUGGGCUGGAGCCCGUCAGGCCAUCUUCACUCAGUGGGAGAGGGUGGCUCAACCCAUGCAGACCAGGCCCUGUGAUGAUCCCAAAACCAAGAGAUCCUUCAUGUGGCCUCUGAUUCUGUCUGCUGCUGUGGUGGGCUGGGCUGCCUACGUCAACAGGAACAACCUUCCAACUGCUCUGUUGGACAAGAUAAUAGUUUACCUGCCUGCACAGGAUUGAAUAUAGAGUGAAAACUUUAUACCAUUCUGAUUUGCCGGUAUGGUUAAUAUCAGCAUAGAAAAUAAUAAAUGUAUGACAGCUCAUUAAUCUUAAUAAGGUAAUGCGUAAUAUUUCUGUCAUUUCAGUGUAACAUCAGGCAGAAGAGAAAAUAGUCAACGAGCAGCACAUUUAAUUUGCACUCCAACACACUUUUGCAAAUAUGACCUUGCACAGUUUCCCCUAGGUUUACAUCACUCUAUCUCCAGGCUGGAUCGUGAAGUAGGCCUACAUUGGUCAAUGAUGCCACCUAAUGGCAGUUUCAAAUCCCAGCUAAUGCUUGGCUUGGAGAGAAAAAUACACAUAAGCAAAGUCCUUCCUUUGUGUGUCAAUCAUAUACUGUAUAUAUAAAUGUGUCAAUAGAUAUACUGGGAUCUCAAUGCAUAUGAGAGGGUUUAUUUGUACUAAUCAAUGAUAGAUAGAUAGAUAGAUAGAUAGAUAGAUAGAUAGAUAGAUAGAUAGAUAGAUCUAUCAGAUCAGUGUUCAACGAAACCGCCAGUGGUUAACAACCGGUGGACCCCGGAAGGAGAAUCGUCGACGCGUGACUCGUUAAGAUCGAGGUUGCCAGGUUUGACAUUUCCAAUGAUAUGACCACCGUACAUUUCACAGAAUAUUCAUACACAGUCAUUGUAUCUGUUUGGUUAUGACUUGUUGACGUUACAACUUCUUUAUCACCAUAAACACAACAAUUACAGAAACGCAGACGUCGGUUAAAAACAUCUGGGAACUUAAAAAAAACCCAAAGCAGGUCUACAUUUACUAAUUAUAAUUGUGUAAAUAAAAUGAAAAGACAAAUUAUAUUUGCCAGCUAUUUGUAUCUCCUGUCGUAAUGUAGCUAUAUCUACAUAUUAUUGAAAUGCUAU
Molecule: messenger RNA, 2684 nt
Organism: Gymnodraco acuticeps
Lineage: Eukaryota; Metazoa; Chordata; Actinopteri; Perciformes; Bathydraconidae
Product: dimethylaniline monooxygenase [N-oxide-forming] 5-like
Exons: 10
Coding region: 130-1785 (551 amino acids)
Molecular function (GO): NADP binding; flavin adenine dinucleotide binding; N,N-dimethylaniline monooxygenase activity
Source: RefSeq, a predicted model, not a curated record